GCUAAAAGCGUAAGUCCACUGCGUAGCUGCCACCAGGAGUUGGUCUCCAAUUUGGAGUCACAGGUGGAGGCUGAGGAUAAAAUUGGGCCGAGGCGUAUGCCUUACCUCGGGCCUGACAUGACAACCCGGCUAUCCGCCAUGUUUUACACGGUAGAGGUCGGGGACACCAAGUUCACCAUCCUCAAGCGAUACCAGAAUCUCAAACCCAUUGGAUCCGGUGCCCAGGGAAUUGUCUGCGCUGCGUAUGACACUGUUACUGCACAAAAUGUCGCCAUCAAGAAGCUCUCCAGGCCAUUUCAAAAUGUUACGCACGCCAAGAGGGCGUACAGGGAAUUCAAACUCAUGAAACUUGUGAAUCAUAAAAAUAUAAUCGGUCUCUUGAAUGCAUUCACCCCUCAACGAUCUCUCGACGAAUUUCAAGACGUCUAUCUGGUGAUGGAGCUGAUGGACGCAAAUUUGUGCCAAGUCAUUCAAAUGGAUCUCGACCACGAGCGCAUGUCCUAUCUGCUGUAUCAGAUGCUGUGUGGAAUAAAGCAUCUCCAUUCAGCUGGAAUAAUUCACAGGGACUUGAAGCCAAGCAAUAUCGUCGUCAAGUCAGACUGCACUCUCAAAAUUCUGGAUUUUGGUCUUGCAAGGACUGCUGGUACGACAUUUAUGAUGACACCUUACGUUGUCACACGAUAUUACAGAGCACCAGAGGUCAUUCUCGGUAUGGGAUACAAAGAGAACGUUGACAUUUGGUCUGUUGGUUGUAUUAUGGGUGAGAUGAUCAGAGGUGGUGUACUAUUCCCUGGGACUGAUCAUAUUGAUCAGUGGAAUAAAAUUAUUGAGCAACUUGGAACACCAGCGCAAGAAUUCAUGCAACGAUUGCAGCCAACCGUACGAAAUUACGUGGAGAACAGGCCACGAUACAUGGGUUAUCCCUUCGAGAGGCUAUUCCCGGAUAUUCUAUUUCCCACAGACUCCUCGGAGCACAAUAGACUGAAAGCGAGUCAAGCGAGGGAUUUACUGUCGCGCAUGCUGGUGAUCGAUCCUGAGCGACGUAUCUCGGUCGAUGAUGCCUUGUUGCACAAUUAUAUCAAUGUAUGGUACGAUGAAGGUGAAGUUAAUGCUCCUGCACCAGGUCCAUACGAUCACAGUGUGGACGAGCGAGAGCACACGGUGGAUCAAUGGAAGGAAUUAAUUUACCAAGAGGUAAUGGAGUACGAGACAAGUCACAAUCCAUCAGCAACACCUCAGUCAUCAGUUGAUACUGUCGCUGGAUCACGGUAGACACGCCGGAUGUGUCAGACGUUACGUUUCCUGGAAGAAACGAAAUAUUGUUCCCAAAUAUUUCACUCUAAUUACUAAUUGAAAUCUUAUUCCGCCCGAAUUUGUUUUUUUUUUGUUUUUUUUUCAUAUAAUCUAGAGAGAAAUCGAGACGUCGAGCAACAAAAAACGAAAUAUCUCUUUUACAAUAUUUAUCUGGAGUUCGAUUACCUUUUUGUAAUAAUUUGUUUUUCAUAUCAAUUGCAUGGCCGGUGGUUUUUCCUUAUGCCUGGCAAACACGAGCACAUCCUUCACAUUUUUUUCUUCUCUCCAUUUUUUUUUAUCCAUACUCAUCUGGAUUUUUAUAGAGCUCUGGGAAUAGUCCAUUUGUCACCAAUUUAUUGUCACUGGAUUUAUUGUUGCUCGAAUAUUUCGGACAAUCAUGCUUCAACAAAAAAAAAAUAAUAAUAAUUAGAACUCUAGGGCUCUCGAUGUAAUGGCAGUCGACUGAAGUCAAAAAUACAAUUAAUUAAUUCGUUUGAUUUAUUAGAAACAAAAUAAAAAAAAAUUAAUUUCGUCACCAUCCCUCAACUCAUGUGUUGCUCGACAAAACGGUUUGAUAAUUAUCUAUUUCCUUUCCACAAAUAAUUUAUUGUGACUGCCCCCCCCCUCCCCCUCCCCCUACCCCCCUGAGUGUACAGUGCAGAGAGAACAAAUCGAUUUGGAUAAAAGUGGAGAAUUAAUAAAAUUAUCGUUGUGAAUUUUUUUAAAUUAAAUUGAUCUAAGUUUUUUGGGGCAGAACAGUGGCCCAUUGUACAUUUUAGUCAGUCAUGAAUUCUUGAUGAAUAAAUUCUAUUUGUUAUAGAUUGAAAAAUGUAGCUAUGAGUGAAAAAAAAGAGAGAGAAAGAGAGAGAGAGAGAGAUGAAAAUUGAAGACGGUGUCGAAGUAUUUAAAAUUUGAAUUGAUAAUUAAGAUGACACGUCGAGGAGAAUUUAUUCGUGCGAAUUGUAAUUUGUAAAACCGUUGAAUUUUUAUUUUCCACUGAAAUGAAUAGUUAUGUGAAUAUAUUGCUACAGUCCGAUCCAAAUAAUCAAGCUUUUGUAAUACUAAUUAUAAUAAAGUAAUAAUAUGGCUAAUUGAGUAUAUAAAUAUUAAAUGAAAUAAUUAUUAAAGUAAUUGCAUUGCACACGAGGUUUGAAUAUGUGUGUUUGUGUGAUUGUAAUUGAUUGUGUAUGUGUGAGGGAGAGAGUGAUAUUUGUCAGAGAGAUUUUGAGAAUUUUAUGAGCUUCGAGUGAGUUAAAGUAUUUGGGAAUUUUAUCAUUUUUCUUUUUUUUUUCUCAACUUGUCUUUUUUCUUUUUUUUUCGUCCAAGUGACGUUUCACAUUCGUGUGCUCCCUAUAUCCAUUCAACGGACAGGGUAUAAGAUAAAAAUCAAAUUUCCGCGGUCCAUCAUCUCCAACGAUAAAAAACCGCGGCAAACUGUCAAAAAAAUGAACUGCAAAUGUCAGUUUUUCGAAAAUAUCUCCGGAAUUAAAGGAGAUAGUGAAAUUUUUAUUGAGACCUUUUUUGUAGAGCUCACGAACAUCUUCAGAAAGUGUUACCACAAAAAUUCCGGUAACUCCCUUAAUUUUUGAGAUAUCUUCAAAAUUCUCAUGGAAGUGUCAACUCGUCUUGCCAUUUUGCAUAAUCAAAAAAUAUUCAAUCAGAAAAUUUGACUUUUCAAAACAAAAAAAAAAAGUGAAAAAAACAU
Fopius arisanus is the source of this 2998-nucleotide messenger RNA. It is a transcript of the gene bsk, whose product is annotated as mitogen-activated protein kinase dJNK. The record is from RefSeq and is a predicted model, not a curated record. Gene Ontology annotation, molecular function: JUN kinase activity; ATP binding. The coding region runs from base 97 to 1272 and encodes 391 amino acids. NCBI's taxonomy places the organism in Eukaryota, Metazoa, Arthropoda, Insecta, Hymenoptera, Braconidae. The transcript has 7 exons. Gene Ontology annotation, cellular component: nucleus; cytoplasm. Gene Ontology annotation, biological process: JNK cascade; protein phosphorylation.